GCUUCUUUUUUUUGGCCCACGGCAGCUUUUCCCCACACUCUUUCACUUUCCCCACCUGAAGCUGCAGUAGCUCCCUUCCUUCCUUCUCCACCUCGCCGCUGUCGCCGUCGCCGACGCCGAGCAGGGCAGGUUGGGGCGAAAGGGAAGCAGCUACCGCCUCACGCCGCCUCUUCCAUCCUUGCUGAGCUGCUCAGCACGAGGCCCUAAUUGUGCUUCUGCAAUGGGGAUUUGAUUUAAUGGUGCUCUGGUCUGGCGUGCUACCUACAAUUAGGAAGGGCUUCUGCAAAGAGCGCCUUACAACAGUCACAUAGAGAUUUCUGCAAGGCAUAUAGAGCGCCUUACAUCCAGAUCUGGGACAUAGAGAUUUGGUUUGCUCUCUGCUAUGCUCCAAACGUGCAGGCAUCUUCUUUACUGUCUCUAGCAGUUCUGAAUAACACCGUCUAGUCUAGUCUAGUUUCCCUGCUACCAAUGGCAAUGGGCGACGAAACUGUGCUGGAGCAUAUACUCAACGGAGACGAGGAACCCAAGGAUCUGCCAUUACCGCUCUUACAAAGCAUCACCAAUCAUUUCUCUCCAGACAGAGAAAUUGGUCAUGGUGGAUUUGGAGUGGUUUACAAGGGUGAACUCCAAAAUGGGACUAUUGUUGCUGUUAAGAGGAUUGAAGUCAACCAAAUCACAAUUGAUGAUGUGUCAUUUCGCCGUGAGUUUAAUAGCCUCAUCAACAUCAACCAUCCAAAUGUAGUCCGGUUUCUUGGCUUCUGUUCUAAUACACAUCAUAUACCGAGAAAAGAGGGUGGAGAAAUUAGCCUUGUCAACGUAAGAGAAAGAUUGCUCUGUUUUGAGUACAUCAGCAAUGGAAGUCUUGAUAAGCAUAUUACUGAUGAAUUAAGGGGGCUGGAAUGGGAACCACGUUAUGACAUAAUCUCUGGAAUUUGCAAGGGUCUGUUUUACCUUCACGAGGAAAAAAAUAUUGUUCAUAUGGAUCUUAAACCGCCAAAUAUAUUACUUGAUGAUCAUAUGGUUCCAAAAAUUACUGAUUUUGGGUUGUCGAGAUCAAAUGAAAUGUCGCAUACUACAGGUCAACGUUUUGGAACACCAGGAUAUGUCGCUCCAGAAUACAAUGAAGACGGCAAAACUUCAUUCAAGUGUGACAUAUACAGUUUGGGUGUCAUAAUCACAGAAUUGGUAACGGGGCGUAGGAGCGUCCCUCACAAAAAUAAUGCAAGGGUAGUUCGAAGGUGGAGACACAGGUGGAAGAAGCCACCAACAUUACUACAAUACCAGCAAGUAACCAGAUGCAUUGAAAUAGCGGAACGGUGCAGGCAACAAGAACCGGAAGCUAGACCUUCUAUAGGUGAUAUAAUCAGCAUUCUGAGUGGAUCUGAAAGUACGGAUGGGCACACUGGCCAGGGAAGCACUUAUAUUGACGAUGACAUGCUUGGUAUUGAGCCACUCGAGCUUAAGUUUGAUGAGGAGAUGUCAUGGUCAGUUAAGCUAACCAAUAAGACAAAUGCUUGUUUUGCCUUCAGCAUUGAAAGACCAAGCAAGCAUUACACCAUACAGCCAGACGAAGGUAUUGUGACACCAGGAUGUAGUGAGUGUCUUGUUCAGAUAUCAGUGACAUCACCGCAAGUUGCACAGAAUGCUGACAAGCUCAUCGUGCGGAGCACAGAAGUGAAUGAGGGUCUUACAGUCGAAGAUAUCACUAAAGAUAUAUUCCAUGAAGUGGCCGGUAAAGUGAUUGAUGAGGUGGAUUUGACGCUUGUAUAUGAGCCCGUUAAGGCAGCCUCCCCCACGCGCAAGGCCAUCAAUUCUGGCAGCUAUGAAGACAGCGCGCGAGGACAACUGGAUCGCCCAGAGAACUUUUCACGCAGUCAACCUGCAAACAUGAUGCAGCGCAAGGUCGGUCAGCGACGGCCUGUCCUCCAGCUCGGCCACAACUCGGAGCAGAUCAGGGACAAGCUACUGCAAGCGCAAGGCCUGCUGCACAGCGCCCGGGGGAGCCACAACCCUGGCCUGCAGGGCUUGCUGGAGAAGCUGAGCAGGGACGCCGACCAGGCAGAGGACUUGCUGGAUGAGGUCCGCUACUUCCAGAUCCAUGACAGACUCCACGGCACCAGCUACGCCACCACCCAAGAUGGUAGUGAUGAUGAUGCUGCUGUUGCCGGUGCACCACUCCGCGUCACCAACUCUGCUAGUGCUGAUGGUGAUAUGCUGCAUUUCGACAUAGUGUCCAUGUCCAGCAAAAUCAAGUCCCUGUUACAGGGCAUGGAGUCCCACUGUGAUUCGGUCUCCAAUUUGCUCGGCAUCGGCAGUAUCCCAAGCAACAGCACAGCAGUCGUCGUACAUCGGCCUCAGACUGCUUCCAUGAUUAUACAAGAUAAAUUGUAUGGCAGGACAUGCAUUUUUGAGGAAACUGUCAAUCGUAUCACUGAUACUGGUGCCACACAGACUGUUUCUGUUCUUCCUAUAGUUGGUCCAGGGGGUAUUGGAAAGACAACUUUCACCCAGCACCUGUAUAAUGAUGCAAGGACUAAAAAUCACUUUGAUGUCCAGGUCUGGGUAUGCGUAUCCACUGAUUUUGAUGUUCUUAAGCUCACCAGGGAGAUACUCGUCUGCAUACUUGCAACUGAAGGAGGAAGCAGCGGUGUUACAAAUGAAACAACCAAUUUAAACCAGCUUCAGAAAUCCAUAUCAGAACGUCUCAAGUCCAAGAGGUUUCUAAUUGUCUUGGAUGAUAUAUGGAAAUGUGACGGUGUGGAUCAGUGGAGAACCCUGUUAGCUCCGUUCACAAAGGGGGAAACCAAAGGAAGCAUGCUACUUGUCACAACUCGAUUCCCAAAGCUAGCACGAAUGAUGGAAACAGUUGAUUCACUACAACUCGCAGGUUUGGAGCCUAGUGACUUCUUCACAUUCUUUGAAGCAUGUAUAUUUGGUGAUCACAACCCUGAGCAUUACGAAUAUGAGUUAGCUGGUAUUGCACGAAAAAUAGCAAACAAGCUAAAGGGUUCCCCGCUAGCAGCCAAAACAGUUGGUAGGCUAUUACACAAGGAACUUUCUCAGAAACAUUGGAAUGGAGUUCUUGGAAAGCAUCAGUGGCUAAAGCAGCAAAAUAAUGAUGAUAUCAUGCCAUCUUUAAAAAUUAGCUACGAUUACCUCCCUUUUGAUCUGAAGAAAUGCUUUUCCUAUUGUGGUCUUUUCCCUGAAGAUCAUGAGUUUACUUCUUCAGAAAUUAAUCAGUUCUGGGUUGCAAUUGGCAUCAUAGACUCUAAUCACCGAGCCGAUAGGAAUUACUUGGAAGAAUUAGUGGACAAUGGUUUUCUCAUGAAGGAAUUUGAUUGCUAUGUAAUGCAUGAUUUAAUGCAUGAGCUAUCUCAGAGUGUUUCUGCACAAGAAUGCCUCAAUAUAAGUGGCUUAGAUUUCAGAGCUGAUGCCAUUCCACAAUCUGUUCGGCACUUAUCUAUCAACAUAGAAGACAUAUAUGAUGCAAAUUUUGAGCAAGAAAUGUGUAAACUAAGGGAGAAGAUAGACAUUGCAAAUCUUCGGACUUUGAUGUUUUUUAGAGAAUAUGGAGAUGAAGGAAUCGCCAAGAUUUUGAAAGACAGCUUCAAGGAAAUAAAUAGUCUGCGUGUCCUAUUUAUAGUGGUGAAGUCUGCACAAUCUUUUCCAUAUAGGUUUUCAAAACUUAUACACCUCCAGUACCUCAAAAUUAGGUCAGCUUACUACGGUGAAAGUUUACCUAGUACACUAUCAAGAUUUUAUCACUUGAAAUUCUUGGACCUAGAUUAUUGGCGUGGUCGUUCUGAUUUGCCUGAAGACUUUUGCCACCUUGAGAAUUUACAUGAUUUCCAUGGUAGAAAUGAAUUCCACUCCAACAUUCGCAAUGUCGGAAAGAUGAAGCAUCUGCAGGAGCUAAAAGAAUUCCAUGUCAGGAAAAGGAGCAUGGGAUUUGAACUGACAGAACUUGGGGCAUUGCCAGAGCUUGAAGGAGGACUGAUUAUACGUGGUCUUGAACACGUGGCAACCAAGGAGGAAGCUACUGCAGCCAAACUGAUAUUGAAAAGGAAUCUGAAGGAGCUGGAAUUACUUUGGGACAGAGACCUUGAUGGACCAACUGCAGAUGAUGAUAUUCUUGAUGCUCUUCAACCACACUCUAAUCUUAGAGUACUUGCAAUUGUAAAUCAUGGUGGUACCGUUGGUCCUAGUUGGUUGUGUUUUGGCAUCUGGUUAACAAGUUUAGAGACUCUCGCUCUAGAAGGCGUAUCUUGGAGGAUACUCCCACCUUUUGGGAAGCUACCAAAUCUGAAGGGACUCUAUUUGAAGAAAGUCUGUGGAAUGGAUCAGUUUGGGCCUCGUUGUGGAGGCGCUCCAGGCAAAUGUUUUAUGCGCUUGAAGACGGCUGGGUUUUGUGAGAUGCCAGAUCUUGCUGAAUGGGAUGUGGAACAUAAUUGCCAUUCCUUUCCAAGUCUUGAAGAAAUCAAAUGCAUCGGUUGUCCCAAUCUCCGUGUGAUGCCCUUCUCAGAGGCAUCUUGCACCAAUUUGCGCAAACUUUAUGUUUCCAGGUGCCCCAAGAUGUCUCUGCCCUCCAUGCCUCACACCUCCACACUGACAAAUUUGGAUGUUCAAGGAGAUAUGUUAGAAUCGUUGUUGUCUUAUGAUGGAAAGAAAUUGGUUGUUAGAGGUUAUGGCGGUGCUUUGGCCUCCCACAAUCUGGAUGAAGUAGAAGAUAUGGCUAUUGCAGAUGCAUCACGCAUAUCAUUUACAGACAUCAAAAAGCUUAAACCCCUAACAAAAGUAACCGUCAGAAGAUGCGACGGUUUCUUCCCUGAAGAGCUGGAUGGAAGUAUUGUCUUGCAUUCAGUUAAGAGUCUCAUAUUAGAUGUAUCUCAUCUUACCAACAAAUCAUCAUCAUCAAAAGUGUUAAACUGUUUCCCAACUCUUUCUGUGUUGGAGGUAGACGGUUACCUUUCAGUUGACUUUCGAUUAUGUGACUAUGAGGAACGUGUAAUGCAGUUGCCAUCAUCCAGCUCACUGCAGGAACUUGCCUUCAAACACUGUAAGGGCCUAGUUCUUGUGCCCGUGGAGAAUGGAGGAGGAAUUCAGGAGGACAAGUCAUUGCUCCAAUCAUUAACAAUAUUCAAUUGUGGUCGAUUUUUCUGUCGGUGGCCCAUGGGAAAGGGAGAAUCAGAGACCAUUUGCCCUUUCCCUGCUUCCCUGAGGGAACUUUAUGUUUACCAAGAGCCAAGCAUCAAGUCAAUGGCUCUGCUCUCAAACCUCACGUCUCUCACGCGUCUAAGGAUACAUGGCUGCAGUAAUUUAACAGUGGCCGGAUUCAAUCCUCUCAUCGCAGUCAACCUCAUAGAGCUGCAAGUGUAUCACUGUAACACCUCAGCAGCAGAUCUGCUCUCAGAGGUGGCCUCUCAGAGGGCCAAAUUAUUGCCUGCGGGUUACAUCUCUAGAUUGGAGAAACUCGGUGUGGAUGACAUGUGUGGAUUGCUUGUUGCUCCUAUUUGCAACCUCCUCGCCCCGGCCCUCCACACACUUGAAUUCCAGUUUGGUGAUGAGAGGACGGAAAGCUUCACGGAGGAGCAAGAGAAAGCGCUGCAGCUCCUCACCUCCCUCCAAAAUCUAACAUUUUCCGAUUGCAAGGGUCUGCAGUCCCUUCCUCAAGGGUUACAUCGCCUUUCUUCUCUCAAGGAGUUAUGUGUCCGUGGGUGUCCAAAUAUCCGAUCGAUGCCCAAGGAGGGCCUCCCGGUUUCACUGAGAAAACUAAGGAUGGAUUGUCACAGCGCUGAGAUAGAGGAGCAAAUUGAGAAAAUAAAAAGAACCAACCCAAAUUUAUCCGUCAAAGGAUAACUACACCCAAGACUAGCAGGUCCCACUCCACUCCACCACUGUUGCAAUCAAUCUUUUAUGCACACAUUAAUCGGCAGAUGCAACCAACUCUUCAUUCUGCAUGCAACGCUAGUUGUUAACUCUUCAUUCUGCUACAUGAUCGAUAUUUCUCUGCAACUCAACUCAAUCUGCCGGCUUCUGUUCCCUAUGAAAUAAAAAAGGGCGUGCUAGACAUCACUCACUCACUCACUCAUUUCAAGAAGAAGACUUGAUUCGUAGCUGCAAGAAGUGAUCGAGACUUGAAUCAUGGAAUUAUUAUCAGGCUUGUGCUCCUUUUUCGCAUGAAGCAGCAGGACUGAACAGAAGAGGCCAAUUUAACUGUUGGCAUCAGUAGCAGCGAGGAAGAGGACGAUGCUGCUGCUUUGUAAAAAAGCAGCUCUGUCCUGUCUUGUCUUGGUGGUGCAGAAUGGACCGAAGCAGUGAGGAUUAGCAACCUAUGCUGGGGCAGAGUAGUGAAACUAUUGAACCCAGGCAGCUACGUACAAUCUUGCAGGGAGAUUGCAUGCAUGCAUACAGGUUUAGGUUUGAUUGGCUGGCAUUGAUCCUUGACUCCAUGUAAGUCCCAGUACAAACAAACAACAAACAAACAGAAGUGAACAGGGCAAUUGUCUGUGUUGAUAUGCUGAAAGAAUAUCGACCUAAAAAAUGGCUCACAGUCGCAGUGGGAUGUCCUUCCUUCCUUCCUUCCUUCCUUUAAAGAAGAGAAGUGGGCUUUAAUUUGUGGAUGCAGCAGCAGCAGCAGCCAACAGAGCAGAGCAGAGCAUUCCAAGAAGGGACUAGUUAUCCAAAGGGUGGCAAGGUGCGACGUGGUUGUUUUUUUUAGUUGCAGGGCAAUAGUCGACCUGAACCCAAAGAAAAGACGGCAACUCUUAUAUGACGCAUCGCACGCGCGGGUCUAUAAAGCGACACUCAGCCCCCCCACAGUUUGUGUUGUUAAGCUUUGCCAAGCAAAAGGCCACCUCUCAAGACAAAAAACUUCAUGCAAAUGCAGCAACAGAGAAAUACGUAGCUCUGUUUGUUCAUUUGUACGAGGCUGUGAUCUUCAGUUUUGAUCUACUGUCAGGCCAUAAGCUCUUCCAUGUCUUUGUGAAAAUUCAAUCAAACCACCACUAGUGUACUCUUCCAUCUCUGAUGAUGAUUCAUUUUCCGUAUAUACAUACAGCGCACUUCUGUCCGGACGUACUAUAUCUGAAUUGCUUGAGCCUUAUGUUGUAUCCCGUUAGGUGGUACUCCCUACAUAGUAGCUCCUUUAGUCCGAGAUAAAUCCGUGUAUGUGUAUUCGAGAGGCCUGCGCAAGGCGGAGCUGAAGGCCAAGUUCGUGGAGCUGCACGAGAUAACCGAGGCCAAGUCGGCAGCUUUCUUGGUCCCACUGAACAAUCUAGGUGCUGGUCGAACUGGCCGGCUCGGCAACCACGGCCGCGGCUACCGUGAGUCGCUGGAGCCGGGGAAGGAGGGAGGAGCACUAGGGAAAAUCACCUUGGGCGAUGUCCCGGAGGUACCGCCGAAUUUGAGUGCGGACCGCGACGUACAGAGCCUUCUUUCUAUUUCAAAAGUGUUGCAUUAGCACUUUUCUUUCUUUCUGUACAGUUCAAGGGGAGAAACAUAUAUAGUUGCUUUCUUAUAAGACGCAGUCUUAGUUGUAGCUAAUCUUGUCAACUUUUAGAAAUUGAACUUGCAUCCAACAACUUAUUAUUGGUUUUCUUCUCUAUCUAUACUACUUACUUAGCUUGAAAAAUAUCUCUUGAAGUAGUCAAUUUCCAUAACAUCCAGCUGGCACCCACAUGACUGUUAUUGGUUAAUUAUGCGUGCAGGCUUAUACCGCUGUUCCGGGCAUGCUGAACCUUGCAAAAAUGAGGCAGAGCUCAAGGAAGCGGUUUCUUUCAGAUCAAUUUCUCGCUGGGAUUCUCAAGGAGCUCUCCAGUAGUUGACUGACUAAUGUUGUUCUACUUCAACUUGUUACCGUUGUGAUUCAGAAAGGAACUGAACGUGAUGGUUCUUCUGCCCGAGGAGAGGAACUGAAAGUCAGAGCCUUCUUUGUCUGAAAGGAGCAUGCCUGAUCAGUACAACUGGUUAUUGAUUCUCUUCUUUGUUUCUACCCUGGGGCGAACCCAUAUUACCCUCCUCCCUAUCCCCCAACGGAUGACCCCAGGUACAACCAUUCAGAAAGGAGACCAUCAAGGAGGCACUCAGCAGAUAGCAAGGACUUCGACAACUCCGAUGAUGAGAGUGAUGACCAAAGUGGUUCAGAGAGGGAGAGUUCUCAUGGCCGCAAGUCGAGUAAAAAGGGCAAUCGCUCGGGCAAGAAGAAAUUCUAAUGUAAUCGUGAUACGCAAUGUAAAUGUAACAUCAAGGAAGAAGCAUGUGUCAUCAGAGAGUGAGUCGCAAUCAGGCUCUGAUGUGGCAUCAGAGGAUAGUGACGAUUCACACAGAAAAUCCAGCAAGAGGAAUCAUCAUAAGCGCUCAAGCUCGAAGAAAAAAGGGGAUAAGAAAACCACUGUUGAGUCUGAAGAUGAGUACACCAAGGAUGGAAUGUCUAAUGGGCAGCAAGAUGGAGAUCAAGGAAACUGGAAUGCGUUCCAGAAUUUCUUGCUCAGAGAUGAAGAGAAGACAAGAGAUCAUAAUGACGCGGACAUGUUCGCCAGUGAAAGAGAGGCACCACAACCACCUAGGAGGAAAGAGACCACAAGAAGUAUUGAUGAUCCUAUUCUUUUAUCAGAGCGAGGUUCUGCCGAUGUCAAUGAGCGGCAUGCGAUGUCUUUCAGUUCAGCCAACGGGAGAAUUAGGGCCAGGCAGAUGAUGUCUGGUGAUGAACUUAUGAUGUCUGCGGAAGGUCGGAGCUUUGUGGAUGGUGGCAUGAAGGAGAUAGAAGCUGGAGGUGGAGGAUACAGAAGAGGGGCAAAUGAUGACUUCAUGGUUUAUGGACAGGACAACUCAAUGGACAGGAGGAGCUCCUUGGACCCCCUUGCCGAGGCGCAUUACAAGAGACCCACUCCUCUAGAGGAAAAGAAGAAUGUGCACAGUAUGGGCGAUGAGUCCUUCAUGAUACCUGUUACCUCCAACUCACAGGAUAAUCUUGGAGCAGCCGGCCGUACUGCCAUUGACAUAGAUGCCGAGCUUGGCUCAAGUGUUCAGAAAACAUCAGAUGCUAAGGCUGGAGCUGAACUUUUCUAUGAGCCAGAUGAGUUGAUUCCAGAGCGUGGAUUUGAAGAUGUUUCAUUUGGAUAUGACCCAUCAAUGGACUAUGACAGCCACAUGCAGAUUCAGCAUGACGUCAGCGUUGAAGAUGCAAAUGCAGAGGAUUUAUCCGUUUGUGUUGAGGGUGAAGAAAAGAUGCCGGGGAAAGAUAAGAAGCUUAGAGGUUCACAGGAGGGCGUGGAUAAAAGAAGGAAGGAUGCCUCAGCAAGGAGAUUGUCAGCGCCCAAAGGACCACUAACUGAUGCACAGAAACGUGCGCAAAACCUACGGGCGUACAAAGCGAGCCUUCAAAAGGAAAAGAAGGAGCUGGAAGCGGAGCAGAUGAAACGGCUGGAAAGGCUUAAGCAAGAGAGGGAAAAGAGGAUUGCUGCAAGAAGCGGCGCAUCGAAUCCCCAGAAAACCACAGCUAAAGCAAGCGCAGUGAGCAAGUCAACCUCAUCCUUGGCUGAGAUGAAAAAGGAGAAAAGUGGCGGCACAACCGAAUCCUUGAUUGAGCGAUUGAAAAAGCUUGCUCAACCUAAAACCAAUGCUUCAACUUUGAACCCCAAGUCAGCGACCGCGGACCACCCACGGAGAAGAAGCUUGCCGCAAUAAGGUCCUUGUGCUUUGGGGAGUAUUUAUUUGGUUUUGUUGACUGAUUGAUGAGGCCAAUAAUUCGAUUUGUAUUGAUUAAAAUUUUUUGGUCUGUUGAUUUCUAGUACAUAAUCUACACAUUGUUGUAUAUUACGACGGAGUUGUUUGUAAGCAGUUUGUUUGUAUAAUCUGUCAUUUGCGUUGUA
Molecule: messenger RNA, 9869 nt
Organism: Triticum aestivum (bread wheat)
Lineage: Eukaryota; Viridiplantae; Streptophyta; Magnoliopsida; Poales; Poaceae
Product: putative disease resistance protein At3g14460
Exons: 19
Coding region: 469-5856 (1795 amino acids)
Biological process (GO): protein phosphorylation
Molecular function (GO): protein kinase activity; ATP binding; ADP binding
Source: RefSeq, a predicted model, not a curated record